This is a messenger RNA of Pieris macdunnoughi, 537 nucleotides long. Lineage: Eukaryota; Metazoa; Arthropoda; Insecta; Lepidoptera; Pieridae. The record is from the annotation of a GenBank genome assembly.
AUGUCUGCGAACGGCUCGGCCGCCGCCGAAUCGCGGCUCUGCCACGUGCGAAAAGUCCCGGAUUUCGACGGCUACGGAUUUAAUUUGCAUGCAGAGAAAGGAAAACCCGGCCAGUACAUCGGCAAGGUGGAUGAUGGAUCACCCGCAGAAAAGGCCGGGUUGCGACGCGGCGACCGCAUCCUUGAAGUAAACGGACACAGUAUCGCGGGCGAGACGCACAAACAAGUAGUAGCUCGCAUCAAGGAGCGCUCGGAUGAUGCUGAAUUGUUGGUAGUGGCCCCGGCGCCGGGAGAACCAGUUCCCGACUUAGACGCGCCCGAACAGAAACAAGCCAAUAACGUAUCCACCGAGUCGACGUCGACUACUGGUUCCACAGGCUCCGAUAGAACGGAUGGUGCUUCACCAGAACCGCCGCGUCUGAAUUUACAGAUGACAGCGGCGGAGAUGCGUGCUUUCCUAGCUGCUAAGAAGAAAGUGGACCCAAAAAAGGUGCCGAUGGAUCUCAAAUCCAAGUUCGAUAUCGUUAAGAAGUUGUGA